Messenger RNA from Oryctolagus cuniculus (rabbit), 1208 nucleotides. Its product is annotated as olfactory receptor 10D3. Gene Ontology annotation, biological process: G protein-coupled receptor signaling pathway. The record is from RefSeq and is a predicted model, not a curated record. Gene Ontology annotation, cellular component: membrane. Gene Ontology annotation, molecular function: olfactory receptor activity; G protein-coupled receptor activity. NCBI's taxonomy places the organism in Eukaryota, Metazoa, Chordata, Mammalia, Lagomorpha, Leporidae.
GCUUUAAUAAAGGAAAAUCUCAACUGGAAUCAAUACAGCAAAAGCAGCUGAUACAGAAACUAAGUUGUCUACGAUAGUUACAUUCCAAUUAUAAAAUGCUGUAAUUUGGAUCACAAACCAUCUUUCUAUAACUUGGAAUCAAACCACAAUCACUCUAAAUUUCAUUUUCCCAGUAUGUUCAGUUCUUGACAGCAAGCCAUUCUAUUGACUUGACAGCAAGCCUCCUUCCACCACCUCUGCUUCCUCUUCCUUGCUCAGGACUGGCUCUCAUGGAGGUGAAUAACUGCUCGGUGGUUGCUGAGUUCAUCCUGUUGGGAAUCCCACACACGGAGGGCCUGGAGACUAUGCUUUUUGUCUUAUUCUUGCCCUUCUAUGUCUGCACUCUGCUGGGAAAUUUAUCUAUCCUCGUGGCUGUCAUUUCUUCUACUCGUCUUCACACACCCAUGUAUUUCUUCCUGGGGAACUUGUCCGUGUUUGACAUGGGUUUCUCCUCUGUGACGUGUCCCAAAAUGCUGCUGUACUUUAUGGGACUGAGUCGACUCAUCUCCUACAAAGACUGUGUCUUCCAGCUCUUCUUCUUCCAUUUCCUUGGAAGCAUCGAGUGCUUUUUGUAUACUGUGAUGGCCUAUGACCGUUUUGCUGCCAUUUGUUAUCCUCUGCGGUACACAACCAUCAUGAACCCUAGAAUCUGUGUAGCCCUUGCUGUGGGCACGUGGCUGUUAGGGUGCAUCCAUUUCAGUGUCUUGACUUCUCUCACCUUCACAUUGCCCUACUGUGGCCCCAAUAAUGUGGAUCACUUCUUCUGUGAUAUCCCAGCACUCUUGCCCUUGGCCUCUGCUGACACAUCUAUGGCACAGAGGGUGAGUUUUACCAAUGUUGGCCUUGUAUCUCUUGUCUGCUUUCUCCUAAUCCUUGUGUCCUACCUUCGAAUCACAGUCGCUAUCUUGAGUAUUCACACAAUUGAGGGACGCCGCCAUGCCUUCUCUACCUGUAGUGCUCACCUCAUCGCCAUCCUGUGUGCCUAUGGGCCCAUCAUUACAGUCUACCUACAGCCCACACCCAACCCCACGCUGGGAACUGUGGUGCAAAUUCUGAUGAACCUGGUAGGACCAAUGCUAAACCCUUUGAUCUAUACCUUGAGGAAUAAGGAAGUAAAAGCAGUCCUAAAAACAAUAUUGCAUAGGAGAGGCCCUAUCUCCAAAAGUUAG